Molecule: messenger RNA, 1500 nt
Organism: Calliphora vicina (urban bluebottle blowfly)
Lineage: Eukaryota; Metazoa; Arthropoda; Insecta; Diptera; Calliphoridae
Gene: synr
Product: sayonara
Exons: 5
Coding region: 43-1500 (485 amino acids)
Cellular component (GO): cilium
Source: RefSeq, a predicted model, not a curated record
GUUUAAAGAAAAUGUCGUUUUAAUUUUUCUAACUGUAACUAAAUGAUGGGCUGUAAUUCUUCAAUGGAUACAAAUAGUGUUUUAGAUGAACAAAUGGGGGGUGUGGCUGGCAUGGCCCUGCCCUCCAACCAAUGGCCUUUAUCGCAAGCGAAUCCCUUAGAUGUUGUGCGUGAAUUUGUGCGGCUCGAUGAACAAAUCAGUAAGUUAGAGGCAACUUGUCCGGGUCCUCGUUUAGCCACCUGUGAGGCUUGGAUAGAACAUUUACAAAGCAAACUAAGUGAACUAUUGGGUGCUGAUACGAAACAAAUAAAGGAAUCCCUACGUAAUCGUGAACAAGCCCAUGAAACAUUUACCACAACUUCCUCCACAUCGGCUUUGUCACAACACCAGCCAUCAUUACCCUCACAGGUAAUUGACCAAGGGGUCCUACACAUUGAUGGCUAUACGGCGGAACAUCCAUUUCCAUAUAAUAACAAUAAAGCUGUAGCGUACGGUGGUGUCGGUGGUGCAGCCGCCAGUCACAGCAGUAGUAAUGGCAAAACUAGCAUUCAAAAUGGUGUACUUCCGGUAGCUGCAAACUCAAUGUCCGCAAAUCAUCAACACCAUAAUCACCUUAUGAAUAGUGGUACUGUUGGUGGUGGCGUUGUCGCUGGCGAUAAUGGCAUUACUCGUUUAUUGCCAACUAAUGAUAUUGUGGCUAAAACACCUACACAGGAUUUGGUUAAACUAGCAUUAAAUUUAGGCAUUAUAGGAGAUGUACAAAAGGCUUCCACACAUGAAGAUUUCUUUGCACAAUUAAGCGAAUCGGCGUUACAUUUGAUGACAAUACGUUGCUACAAUGAAAUUUUGGAACACACGAAAAUAAGGCUGAAAUCAUUGUUGGACAGUUAUGCUGAACUCAAUGAGCUGUAUGUGAAUCAUGAUGGUAUAAUUGCUUUUAUAAGUGGCGGCACUUAUAUGAGUCGCUUGGAAGAAAGUUUAGAUUCUCAAUUGGAAGUGGCCCGCGAUGUUAGAGACAAAUUAGGCAGCACUUUAGAGCAAUGGCGUAUCUGUGGUCUUUUGCUACGAGCCAGUGCCAAUUCAGCUACACAAAGUCUCAAGCAAUGGCGCAAGGUUAAAUCUAUUGUAAAUCCCAAAGAAAAACUUGAAACUGCUUCAGCUUGUCGCAAAGAUUUACACGCAUCUCUGGUGUCUUUGGAAUGUGCUCAGUUAUCGCUGCCUCAUGUGGAAAUAAAAUACUUAAGUAAUCGUCAAAUUCUAGCUGUUAAACACUGUAAUACUUACAUGAUAACCGAUAUAUCCAAUGUGGCUAGAUAUGAACACACCUCUAAGGUGUUUGUAGCAUAUGAAUCGAAUAUUUCGAAAGCUUCUGCUUGGUUGUAUGAAACAUUUAACAAGACCUUAAGACACGAUUUCGAUAGAGCUGAAGAAACGGUAAGAAAUUUAGCAAAAACACUGAGAGAUCACCGUGAGGAAAUAUUUACUGCGGCUCGUAGAUAG